AUGUACGACGACUUUUAUGGCUGCUCCGACGGCUUAAUUAGCUUUAACUGCUUUCCCAGGACCGAAGAACACAUAAGCUUGAAGGUGAGUCCGUAAUGUCUAGUUAGAUUCUAGCGUCAGCACUAGGCCUUGUUCAAUGCCGUGAUAUAGACAGAUAGGCAAGUUUGCGUGAGAGGUACAGUGAUUGACCGAUCUCAGGAAAUGUCGGCUGAAGUUCUCAAAUGCGUUUUCGAUUAGGAAGCAUUACAUAGGUGGGGUUGGAAUACUGAUUACCAUGCGGCACAAUCAUGUUGCAUUUCGGACUCGGCAGAAUUCAACUUUUCAAUGCAAUUUUUUUCAAUUUCCUUUAGAAACCUACGUGGUAAAAAAUGACUACUUGAGUAGCGUGAAUUGUCUCACUGAUUUUCGAUGGUCUAAUUAAGUCAAAUGUAUUUCAUAAAAAAACAUGGACAAAAAUGCUAUCUUUCACCCACUUGAUACAGAAUCAAGUCAUCUUUAUAUUGUAUACUUGAAGAAACGGGAUAGUUAGAGUUAAAAAGUUUUCUGCUUGUCAAAUAAUUUGGAACCUGAUCAUUCGCUGCACUGGCGCCUAGUGAUUUCAGUCUACAAGGUGCAUGCCUUCCGCGUAAAGAAAAUCACAUAUUACUCUACGCCUUUAGAAAGAUAUCAUACAGAUUCCAUAAAGUUUUGCAAUGGAUGCGGACUGUGUUGUAAAUUUCAUGAGGAGCAGUAGCAAACGUACGAGUACGAUGCCGUAUGAGUGGACAUUGCACUGUCUUAAAAAAUGUCAUAAUUAAAAACUUAUUUAAAACCUAUUUAUGAUCCUUCUUCGAGUAUAAAGUAUGAAGAUGACGUGAUCCGCUAUCAGAAGACUGAAGGAAAACGUAUUUUCGUCCGUGAUUUCUCCAAACUAUAUUUGAAUUUGCAUGACCAUCGAAAAUCAGUGAGAAAAAUGCAUACUACUUAAGUAGUCAUUUUUUACAACGUAGGUUUCUACAGGAGACUAAAAUGCAGUGCAUUCAAAAGCUGAAUCCUGCCGAGUCCGAAAUUUUAUAUGAUUAUGCUGCAUGAUAAUCAAUGUUACAGACCCACCUAAGUAGUCCUUCCUAACCGAAAACGUAUUUCACACUUUCAGCCAACAUUUCGUGAGAUCGUUCAAACACUGUAGGUGCGCUGGAUCAAAAGGAAGACCAGACUGGUGCUAGUCCUAAAUUAAAACAAUUCGUUUAUUUAUUACUAGCUGUACCCGACCACACGUUGCUGUGGCUCAGUCUGAUGAAAUGGGAAGGACAGAAAAGAAGGUGCACGUAUCUAACAUGUUUAAUUUCAUAAUGCUUGUGGAUAUUCAGUGUUUUAUGUCACUGCGUUGUCUGUGCAGACAUAAAAAUUGACUGGCUUGCCAACUCUGGAGCACGCAACAUACAAUUGACCGUGUGAGAAACAGUCCAUUUUUAGAUCCAAACCACCCAAUUCUAAAGAUCGGCCCUGAGCUUUGUGGAUCGUGAUUGCCAACGCCAAUCGAACUGGGAAUUGCGGUCGCCUAAAUUGAAAUGGCAUAUCAGUCAAAGUCUGUGGAAUGCGACGAAUUAGGACAUGUUCACCUUUGCAGGGUCCUGUAAAAAUAUUGGCUGCCAUGACAUUGCUCAUUAUUUUUCUUAUUGCAAGUCGCGUGGCUUUGCAAUACCUCAGCUGGUUGAUAUUUCGCAGCAUGAUAAUCGGCACGUCGACUUUCGAUUGCAGUACGUGCGGUGGCAUCCCUGGCAGAUCAAGUGAAUUAAAAAAUUCUGUUGAAUAAGUAAUUGCCUCGUCCGCUUCCACAAGAGUGUCGACGAACGUCUCUGUGAUUGCCGUGCUUUGAAUGUGUCCGAGCGGAUGGCGGUCAAGUUGCGACAGAGACCGCUGGCCGUGGCGAGGGCGGGGGAGAGGGGGUGGUGUUAACUGCAUCCAGUCACGACCGAGAAUCCCAUAGGAAGAGGCGACAGCCCCAGUAUGUGGGCUGUGGGACAAGCUCAAGUAACGUCCAAGAGUUGCAAGUUUUUUGUCUCAGGAGUGGUUUGCCUAGCAGGCCAAAUUCCAUCGGCCCAGGGGGUGGGGGGGGGAGGGGACAUGUUUAAGUGUCUGCUUCCGAAGAUUACUGACGGUGAGAUGACAAGAAAGGAUCCCACACAAAGAAAUCUUGAAAAGGGCCGGCGUCUUCAGUAGCUAUGCCAUGAUGAGGCAGAUAAAACUGCAGUGGAGCGGCCAUAUUGUGAGGAUAGAAGACGAGCGUCUGCAGCUACGUCCAUACGGUUGCUCACAGACAUGGGGGAUGAAUGUAUUGCGAAACAUACGCACUACAGAUAUCACUCAAGGGCCCAAAAAUUAACCCGGAAACCUAGAAGAUUCUCGCCUAAGAACAGCGGGCGUGACGUCUCGUCUCACCAAGCUCUACCCUCACCGCCCCCAUCACCAGCAAUGCGGACUCGCUUCGAACUGGAUCUAACUGAAAUCGCAGCUUCACGUCACGCAAAGACCUGGUUGCUCAACUAAGAAUUCAUAACACUGAGACCAGUGAAUCAGUGUUCGGGCCCCCGAUAUACAUUCACCUCAUCGCACACAGCUGCCCGCAUUGCUAACACACAACGUGGGCCUACUCGGCCACAUCCACCGUUAUGCAAAUUGGAGGCAAACAGCCGCGGAACAAAUCCCAACAUCAGGCAUCUUCUCACUAGCCCAUUUGACACGCACGGACCCAUCCCACAUCACCUGCUACAAGCCCAGAUUAAGCGCCUCUGAAAUAGAUGGAAAGCAUGGUCUUCGGCCCCUUCUCGUUGUGGCCCCUGUGGCUGCCUAAUUUAUAUGAGAUCUAAGCAGCCUAUCCCUUUUUGUGAAAACCUGGUGCAUCCUGUUUGGUCAGGUCGUGUGUAGCUCUCAUAGACAGUCCGUAUCCCUCAUUGCACCGGAUCCUGGCAACAGUUGGUUGACCGGUUUGGACAAUCGACUGGUGGACAGGAGAGAGAAGAGAGAGAGAGAGAGUAAGACCGACUCUGACGGCCCGAUGACAUUCCAGUGUUCUAGAAGGUUGUCAACCGACGGUACAAAUCAGACCUUGCCGUAAGACGUCUGUGUGUGUGUGUGUGUGUGUGUUUGUAUGCAGUGGUUGACUGGCCGGCUGUGAGUUGGCACCAGUGACACCGUCUUAAUGGUAGCUGAGUAGCCAACCUCCCUCGUGCGAAAACGUGGUGUGCUAUGCGGGAGCCACAUCGUGCGGGGGACGCGUUGACGAACUGUCGGUCUCUGCACCCAAUCGCCGCAUCAUAUAUUUGAGCGGCUCUGACUGAUGCCUGGAAGGGAAAAGUGAGAGUGGGGCCGAUCAUGGGGACUGCGUCCUCACGGUAUUUCGCGCAUAUUGUACACUAUUCCAAACUUUCGCGGUGCGCUAAAAGCCGGGAAUUGGAAGGCUACUAACUGAUGGGAUAACUUUGUCUUCCUCUUAGGACGGGAAUCCAGGCUGCAUUGGCUACUUCUGAAUGUGGUCUCCAUGACACUCUCACUUAGGUGGGAUCCGAGCCGUCCACCCCUUUAUCGUUUUAGUGAAAAUCUGGCCUACCUGGCAUGCGUGUCACUCAUAGACGGGAUAUUUGUCUCUGUCAGCAACUGCGCCCCAUCCAGCCUCCGGCUUCCUGACUCUAGCCAGACACCGGACUCAGCUGGAUGAGGCAGGGGAGGGUGUAGCAGGUGCUGUGCAAGUCUGCUAUCAUUAUUAACAGGUUUACGCGCAAGUUAAGCCCCUGUGCCCACCCCUUCUAUAGAGCCCACGGUGGACAUCAUCAGUAAAGACGGCCAAACUACCUCUCCCCUUCUGACUACAUCUGAUAUAAGAAACGCUUUCCGUCCGCUUCAUCCCUCCACGCACUUUCUUUCAACUUUUACUGUUUAAGCUUGCUUUGCAACAAAGUAUCGCCAGUGUCGUUGGUGGCUCCCAGAAGGUUCUUAUAAAGUACCAGGAUGUGUAUGAGAGAGAACCCAACCUGACGGGAACUGAACUGGAAAUGAAUCUUCGGCCGGACACAGCUUGGUAUCCCCUCGAGCCUGCAGCCACGUCUUUCAACUUCAUCACUCCCUUGCCUGGUUAUCAGGACGUCGUGUUUCGUUUGAAAGGACAGUCCGGUAAUGAGGUAGGUUCUCUCACUAACGUGUAUUCACAUCUACAGUAAGUGGGCUAACUCAUGAAAUGUCAACCGAAAUUCCCAAAUGCGUUUUCUUUUCAAAAGAUUGACUAAGAAGGGUUGUAAAACAAGUCAUUGUGCAGCAUAAUUCAACAAAUACUGCACUUCAACAGCAAUCACCCCCUCUCUCACAAACGCAGCUGUGUCCGUACUCUGUUCCAAAGAGUUGAAACACACUGCAGCACACCAGCCGACAAGAGAGUUGAACGACAAUAUCUUCAUGAUCUCUUUCAAACCAAUGGAUACCCAAGCCACUUCAUCAAGCAAAGCAAGCGCCGAGUGAACAGACGACGGCCACAAGAAGAACAACCCGAAGUCUGGAGGGCUAUUCCUUACAUUAAAGGAGUCUCCGAAGCGGUUUCAAGACUGCUACAACCCGCCAGGGUAGGUAUUGCCCAUCGACCCCAGGCAACAAUUCGUCGCCGUUUGAUGCAACCCAAAGACAUACUGCCACCCACUGAAAACGCAGCAGUUGUCUAUCAAAUACGUUGUAAGGAUGGAGACUGCAACUACGUUGGGGAAACCGGACGGAAAUUGCAGACCCGCCUACAUGAGCACAAACUGGCAACACGGAGACUAGACCCAAACUCACAGCUUGCGGCUCACAUCGGGGAAACUGGUCACAGUUUUGAUUUUCAAGGAGCAGCCGUCAUAGGCAGGGGCACCUCAAGGACUGAGCGUCUCACUCUUGAGGCUUGGUACUCAGAUGCCAACUCCAUCGACAGGCAUCUAGACCUUCCUUCGGCCUAUAAAGUCCUACGUCACUUCAUACACCGUGACGAAGACAAGACAAUCACACGGAGCCUAAGAAUGCCGAGCAAACACGGCCUGUCGACCACUUCACCCAAAAGGGGAAAGCAAACGCAACCAACCCCAAUUGAGGUGACGACACGUAUUACAGGAGGCCACCAACAUUCACAGGCGACGGCCAGUAGGCCGAGGCAGAGAAGGAAGAAAAAAAAUCGAUCAGCCCAGGGCCAACUAAUACGGCAGUCUAUUCAAAAAUGCUGAUUGAUUUUUUCACUUGACGCUUUGAUAAUGGAGAGCAGCCCCAGCUCUUCGAAACGUCAGCCAGAAAAGUCCCCCGUUCCGGUGAGCAAUUAAUUCUCCUCAAAUAAUAAUUCAGUUACCUCCAGAUGUUGGAUUUCGAACGAACUUAUAUACAGCUGCCUUCAAAAAUUAUAUUCUGUAAAAAAUACCGUGAAAUGGUCAUUCAUAAAACGUCAUGUGUCUGCGUUUACCAAUGUGGCUUGUAAAGUUAACAGAGGGGCUCAAAUUCACUGGUAAAUCUUAUGAACCCCAUAUGGUCUUCUCAUAAUAUCAAAAAGAAAUGUACGAUUUUCCGUACGCGGGAAAUAUGCGGCUAGUAGUUUGGAAACCCUGAAUGCAAGUGCAACGGCAGGCCGGAUUCACAGGCCGGUGAACACUCUUCCCAACACCCGGGUCAACGCGUCAGAUGGUCGAGCAAUCAUCACGCCAACAACCAACGCACGUGAUGAAAUUGCAGCAAUUAUCGAGUCGAAUGUCGGCCAUCAAGCAAUGAUCACACCAAGUGUGACAAUCCCGGAUGAAGGGGGAAGCCGUGAACGUUCAUAGGUAUGCGGUAGCAUGGCUGCUGCAUCCUAUAAAUACCGCAGCCCCUUGUGCAACAACCACCCGUUUCUGCUCUUUUGUCUCUGAUGAUGGAUUCGAGUAGGAUUCCGAAACGUCAGGCUAAUAAAGCUCGUGUCCCGGCGAUCGUGUCUUCUUCUUCAAGACUACUUCCUGGGACUCGGCUCUUCGCUUCUAUUGGAUUCAAAAUUAUGCAAACAUUAGAAACGUUUUGAAAACCGAAUUAAUUUCCCCCCCCCUUCGAGUAUAAAACUGGAAGAACAUGUAAUUUUUUACCGAAAUGGCAAAGGAAUUAAUAAUUUAAUGCAAGUUUUCCAUGAAAUAUAUUUAAAUAUUUAGAAGCAUCGAAAAUCAACGAGAAAAUGCGUGCUGUUUAAGUGAUCAUUUUUUAGAGAGUACGGCUUUUGCAUGCAGCCGAAAAGAAGUUCGUUCGAAAGCUGAAAUCCUUCAGUAACCGAAUUAUUACAGAAUUAUGCUGCACAAGGAUUUGUUCUACAACCCUACUUAAUUAAUAUUUUCGAGAAGAAAGCGCAUUUCGGGAUUUCGGUUGACAUUUCGUGAGUUAGCCCACCAACUGUAAUUUGUGUACUUUCUAAAGCUGAGUUGGCUGUAUGGAAGUGCCUCGCACAAAACACAGAUGCACGUUAAUAUACGCGAGCAGCGCAACUAGUCGGUUUACGGGGCAAAAUAUACUACUGAUUUCACCGUAACUUUCUUUAAGCACUUUUGAAGGGAGGAUUGCCUGUAGACGUUAUUAUUAGGCUUUAAACUACGAAAUCUCACGGAUUUACAAAUCUGGCUUUUAAAAGUCGAUGGAACAUCUGGUCAUCUAACACUAACCUGUUUGUUUUUAACCUACUUCAAACGGCUUAUGUCGGAAAAAAAGAUCAUUUUUUGAAUGUAGGUAUUAAUUUUCAAAGCCUAUGAGGUUAAAUUAUUCUCCACUGAAAUAAAACCAAGCACAGAUGCGCAAAUUUUGCCUAUGAGGGCUAUUAACACAGGAAAUUGCUCAAAUAUAGGGUAGCAAUUAUUUCUGCCUAAAUUUAUAAACAUUUUGCCUGACAAAUUUACCUCGAAACAUACUCUACACGAAAAAAGGACAUUUCCACGGAAGGAACUGGAAGAAUGAGCAAAAUGCACAACAUUUUAGGUGCCUUAAAAGGCACCUUGUCGGUUUCAGUCAACAUGUUUCAUGAGUUAGAUCACAUACUGUCAGUUUAACUCAAAGCUCACUACAAUACUCAGAUCUUCAGCAUAGUUCAUGACGUCUGAUUUGAAAGUUUUACAAAUCUCCCAGGCAUACUUUUCAAAAACAUGCCUUGUUGAAAGGUUGUUUUUCUUGGAAUCGAAAAACCCAAUGCAAUUAAUCUGACACGGACUGAAGGCCUACGCAGGAGUUAUGAGUGUUUCAGUUAAAUAGCCUUUUUGAGAGGUUUUAAAUGUCUUUUUUUUCAGAUUGCAAAAUCAACAGUCCGUGUCUCGAUCCACAGGUCGGUCUCGGCCAAAACCGUGUCCUUUGUUUGUCCGCCGGCUGUCUGGGUGGACACAUAUUUUAACUGCAAUCUGUCCGUGGCGAUCCCUAAUGAGGCCCGCGGAAGGGUAACCUGGGAUAAACAAUUCGACCAGGAGUUUGCCAUUCCAGGCAAGUUUGAAAAUGUCCCACUUGUACUUCAAUGA
This is a messenger RNA of Spirometra erinaceieuropaei, 7496 nucleotides long. NCBI's taxonomy places the organism in Eukaryota, Metazoa, Platyhelminthes, Cestoda, Diphyllobothriidea, Diphyllobothriidae. The record is from the annotation of a GenBank genome assembly.